UUAGCCACUUUGGGGUGCCAUUGUAGUACUAUAACACUAAGAAGAUGGAGGAGAAAGGGAACCGUGGAAGAAUGAAAAAAGGAGGGUGGGUCACAAUGCCCUUCAUCUUUGCAAACGAGAUUUGUGAGAAGUUGGCUGUGGUAGGAUUUAGUACUAAUAUGAUUAACUACUUAACAACACAGCUGCAUAUGCCAGUAACCAAAGCAGCUAACACCCUCACCAACUUUGGAGGGACUGCAAGCUUGACACCUUUGCUUGGGGCCUUCAUCUCUGAUGCAUUUGUUGGUCGGUUCUGGACCAUAACAGUUGCUUCCAUCGUAUACCAAAUAGGCAUGAUUAGCUUAACACUCUCAGCAGUACUGCCACAACUUAGGCCACCCCCAUGUAAAGGUGAUCAAGUGUGCAGAGAAGCCGAUGCCGGACAGGAGGCAAUCCUAUACAUAUCUCUCCUACUAGGAGCCCUAGGAUCGGGUGGGAUCCGACCCUGUGUAGUGGCAUUCGGGGCAGAUCAAUUUGAUGAGACGGAUCCUAAGCAAAACACCAAGACAUGGACUUUUUUCAACUGGUACUAUUUUGUCAUGGGAGCAUCCAUACUAGUGGCUGUGACCGUUCUUGUUUAUAUUCAAGAUAACGUUGGAUGGGGUUGGGGCCUUGGCAUUCCCACCAUCGCUAUGUUAAUUUCAGUUAUUACUUUUAUUAUCGGGUACCCACUUUACCGGAACUUGGAUCCGGUUGGGAGUCCAUUUACCCGGUUGGUACAAGUGAUUGUGGCCGCCUACAAGAAGAGAAAGCUGCCUUCGGUAUAUGAUCCUAAAUUAUUAUACCAAAAUGACGAGCUUGAUGCCUCAAUUUCUUUGGCAGGGAAACUUGUUCACACCAAGCACAUGAAGUUCCUUGACAAGGCAGCUAUUGUUACAGAAGAAGACAACCUCAAAUCUGGGCAAGCACCAAACUUUUGGAGAUUGAACACUGUUCAUAGAGUGGAAGAAUUAAAAUCAGUGAUCCGAAUGGGUCCUAUAUGGGCUUCAGGCAUCCUUCUUAUCACAGCCUAUGCACAACAAAGCACAUUCUCAAUUCUACAAGCCAAAACCAUGAAUAGGCACAUCACAAAAUCCUUCCAAAUCCCUGCUGGCUCCAUGACUGUCUUCUCCUAUAUCACCAUGCUCAUCACAAUCGCAUUUUAUGACCGUCUUUUCAUUCCCUUGGCUCGCAAAUUCACUGGGCUUGACCGUGGCAUCACCUUCUUGCAUCGAAUGGGAAUCGGGUUUGUUAUCUCCAUACUCGCCACUCUAGUUGCCGGGUUCGCCGAAGUGAAGCGUAAAAAUGUGGCUUUAGCACACGGUCUCAUCGAUCAGCCUCAUCCUGAUAUCCCUAUAUCAGUAUUUUGGCUUGUACCACAGUAUUGCCUUCAUGGGAUUGCUGAAGCUUUCAUGUCCAUAGGACAUCUUGAGUUUUUCUACGACCAGGCACCAGAAAGCAUGAGGAGCACUGCUAUGGCAUUGUUUUGGUUGGCUAUUUCAUUUGGGAAUUAUUUCAGCUCGCUACUUGUUUAUGUAGUGCACAAGUUUAGUGCUGGGCCUAAUGGAUCAAACUGGCUUCGGAAUGACAAUCUGAGUAAGGGAAAGUUGGAAUACUUUUACUGGCUACUCACAUUGUUGCAAGUCGUAAAUCUUAUUUACUACUUGUAUUGCGCCAAAAUAUAUACAUUUAAGCCUGUUCAGGUGCAUGGGAAAGAAAGUGGUACUUCUGAAGAAGAUGGAGUUGAGCUUGCAAACCGGGUUUAGUUACAGCUUUAGGCACAGUUGGGGUUCAAUACAGUCCAAUUGACCCUUUUUUUCUAGCUUCACUCCCAAAUGACCGUGCUUGUAGGGAAAAUGAGGAGAAUAUAUUCUGUUCAAUAAUGUGAACGUAAAAUAAAGAUAGAAUUAAAGUAUCAAUUAAUAUCA
Molecule: messenger RNA, 1946 nt
Organism: Quercus lobata
Lineage: Eukaryota; Viridiplantae; Streptophyta; Magnoliopsida; Fagales; Fagaceae
Product: Major facilitator superfamily protein
Exons: 4
Coding region: 45-1784 (579 amino acids)
Biological process (GO): oligopeptide transport; transmembrane transport
Cellular component (GO): membrane
Molecular function (GO): transmembrane transporter activity
Source: RefSeq, a predicted model, not a curated record